This is a messenger RNA of Capsicum annuum, 1206 nucleotides long. RefSeq names its product WRKY transcription factor 71. Lineage: Eukaryota; Viridiplantae; Streptophyta; Magnoliopsida; Solanales; Solanaceae. The record is from RefSeq and is a predicted model, not a curated record. Gene Ontology annotation, biological process: regulation of DNA-templated transcription. Bases 147 to 1112 code for a protein of 321 amino acids. Gene Ontology annotation, molecular function: DNA-binding transcription factor activity; sequence-specific DNA binding. The transcript is spliced from 3 exons.
AAAGCCCUCAAACCGAAAAACCUUUUGUCAAAGUUUAAAUACAGACACAUUAUCAACCUCUUGUCAAACCCCAUCCUCCACCCUCCACCCCCCACCCCCGAAAGAAACAAAAUCCCUUUUUCUUCUACUUCUUAGUUUGUUCUUCAAUGGGUGAUGAACUAAGAGAUUUGUACUAUCACCAGCCAUUUCAAGAAGAUUCUUCAUCAUCAGUUGUUCAAAAUAUACAUAUGCUUGAUCCAUCUUUUAUGAGCUAUACUAAUGAGUAUUUAUAUGGAUCAAGUAGUGAUUAUGUUAACAACAAUUCACUUGGGAAACCCUUUGGAUUUUCAUCAUCAUCUCCAUCACCAUUUUCUUCAAGUAAAGAUGAUAUGAUAAAACAAGAUCUUCAUCAUGUGGAUGCUAAUAUUAAUAUUAAUAAUAUUAGUGAAACCCCAGUUACACCAAACUCUUCAGUCUCAAAUUCUUCUUCUAAUGAAGCUGCUGGUGAUCAUGACGAUUCUAACAAGAAAGAUAAGCAAGUCAAGGAUGAAUCCUUAGAAGAUGGUGAAGAUGCUUCUAAAAAAGAGAAUAAAGGAAAAAAGAAGGGAGAGAAGAAGCAAAGGCCACCAAAAUUUGCAUUCAUGACAAAGAGUGAGGUUGAUCAUCUUGAAGAUGGAUAUAGAUGGAGGAAAUAUGGACAGAAGGCUGUUAAGAAUAGCCCUUAUCCAAGGAGCUAUUACAGGUGCACAAGUCAAAAAUGCCAAGUGAAGAAGCGUGUGGAGAGGUCAUAUCAAGAUCCCUCUGUUGUUAUCACAACAUAUGAAGGUCAACACAACCAUCAUUUGCCAGCUACACUCCGUGGGAGCGUUGCAAGAAUGUUGAAUCCUUCCAUGUUAGCACAACCAUCACCAUUAAUGGCACCACAAGCUGCAGCUUUUCAUCAAGAACUCAUCAUGGCUCAAAUGCCUCAACUUUUUGGCCAUGGCAAUGCUUUUGGAAGCCCCCCUAUGUAUCGCCAAAAUCUAACUCAUCCACUUCAGAAUCAUCAACAGAUGCAGCUUCCUCCUCAUCAUGACUAUGGACUUCUCCAAGACAUGGUUCCUUCUAUGUUUAAUCUUAAACAAGAACCAUGAGGUUCUUGAGUCUUUCACCUUUAAUUAACCCUACUUGAACUUAUUUAUUUAUAGCUAUUUCUCUUCUCUUUUCUUUAUCUAGUAAUAAUUUAGA